GUCCUCUGAGUCAGGGCGCGCGUCGUCAGUCUGUCGACGGUUCGCGCGGCUGCAAGGCGGUCUCGUCCGCCGCGACGCGAUACGGGGGUACUAUCGCUCGCCUUCGUCCGGGCGAACGUGACGCGAUAAAGUAUUCCCAGCGACCGGCCGGCCCGUCCGCGGCGCGCGAUACGGCCGGCUGUGUGCGGUGAUCGGUGAAGGGGGCGAGCGAUCGACGCCGCCGCCGUGUCUUCACGAAUGCCUGACAGGACUGCGCGCGAGGCGGCUCCACCGCGAUGUCGCGUCGGCCUCCGCGCUGCUGCCUCCUCCGCCUCUGCUGCUGCGGCUGGCGCCGGUGGAGGCUGCCGGUCAGUGGGCGCCGCGAGGCCGGCGUCGCAGAAGAAGGACGCAGAGGACGAAGAGGAGGGACGGGGCUGCCAGCGGCCACGGGCCUCGCCGAUGCCGCCUGCGCGCUGCUGCUCUUCCUGCUCGUCGCCGUCGUCCAGUCCGCUACUUCGGACGAUGUGCAGGACUUCCAGAAGAUCCUGCCGGCGGAGGUGGUGUGGGCGGUGAGUGGAGAAGACGCAGAGCUGCCUUGUAACAUCACUCCUCCGUAUCCAGAUGACCGCGUCAACAUGGUACUCUGGUUCAAGGAUUCGUCCGUCCCUCUUUAUAGCCUCGACGCCCGUGGGUCCAGCCUGGAGGAGGCGGUGCACUCGGCCACCACGGACGACCUGGGAGCGCGAGCCAACUUCCAGGCGCUGUCCAGGCUGCCCGGUCGGCGAGCUGUGCUGCGCGUGCAGAACGUCAGUGUGGCGGACGAGGGCGUUUUUCGCUGCCGCAUCGACUUCCGGAACUCGCCCACCGUCAACUUCCGGAUCAACCUCACCAUCGUCGUGCCACCUUCGCCGCCUGCCAUCUUCGACUCCAACGACCGAGAAGUGAGUGCCAUUGCAGGGCCAUUUCUCGAGGGUUACGAUCUCUUCCUUGCCUGCAAGGUCCGUGGAGGCCGGCCCAGACCAGAGGUGACGUGGUGGCAGGGCGGGCUCCUGCGCGACGCCUCCAUCGACCUGGUGACGGACGCGGUGACCGUCAACCGGUGGUUCGUGUCGAGCGUUCCGCGCUCGCUGUGGAACAGCCACGUCGAGUGCCGCGCCGCCUCCUCCAGCCUCAUGCGGCCGCUCGUCAAGAGGGUCCACCUCGACGUCUACCUGAAGCCGCAAGGAGUCCGCCUGACGUCCCAGGAGAUGCUGCUGUCGGCCGGCAAGCCGUACACCAUGGAGUGCGAGACCUGGGGGUCGGUGCCGCCUGCCAGGGUCACGUGGAUGCUGGACGGCGAGCAGCUGCGCAGCCCGCAGAUGCAGGUGGAACAUCUGGGCAACGUGACGGUGAGCCGGCUGGUGCUGCGGCCCCGGGUUCAUGACCAGCAGAAGGAGCUGGCGUGCCGCGUGGAGAACCCGUACUUCCCGGGCGGGAUACUGGAGGACCGCCGGCGCCUCUUCAUCGCCUACCCGCCAGCUGUCUCGGUGAGGCUGGAUUCCGACACGGGGCAGACGAUUUUCAAAGAAGGGGACAACGUGAGGCUGACGUGCGAGGUGAACUCAAACCCGCAGCCGGACACCGUCAGCUGGUUCCACGAGGACCGCCUGCUGCGCAACGACAGUUCGUUCAGCGUGGUGACGUCACUGAGGACGCUGCUGCUGCUAGGCGUGACGCGCGCCUCCAACGGCGACUACUCCUGCGCCGCCGCCAACUCGGAGGGGGAGACGCGGAGCGCGCCGCUCCGGCUCAGGGUCCAGUACGCGCCGCGGUGCCGGCCGGGCCACGAGGAGGCGCGCGUCGGCGCCGUGCGGCACGAGGCGGUGUCGGCGCUGUGCGAGGUGGACGCCGACCCCGGCGGCGAGGCGGUGCGCUUCAGCUGGACGCUGCAGCGCGGCCGCGACGUGCUGCCUCUGCCCGCCUCCCGCGCCGCGGCGCGCGGCGCCGCCUCCGAGCUGCGCUACACGCCCGCCGCCGAGACCGACUUCGGCACGCUCGCCUGCUGGGCCUCCAACAGCGUCGGCCGCCAGGACCGCCCCUGCCUCUUCCACAUCGUCCACGGUCGCACGCCGCAGCCGCCAGAGCAGUGCAGCGUCCGCAAUGACUCGGCGGGCGUCAGCUUCGGCGCCGGCAGCCGAAUGGCCGUCGUCCGCGGCGGCGAGGCGCCGGCGGCUUCUCUGGAGGUGUGGUGCUCGCCCGGCGACGACGGCGACCUGGCGCAGCACUUCGUGCUGGAGGUGCGGCCGCUGGACGAGUCCGGGGAGUCGCGCGUGACGGAGCCGGGCGCGAUGAGCGACCAGGCGGCCCCCGGCGGCGCGCCGCUGCAGCUGGUGCGCGGCGCCAGCCCGCGCUUCACGGUGUCGGGGCUGCGGCCGGGCCGCUACCAGCUGGCCGUCUUCGCCGAGAACCGCCUCGGCCGUUCGCACCCACCCGUCCUGCUCUCCAGCGUCGCCGCCGGGGAGGGCACCCAUCCUCUCGCUGGAGACGGUAGCGGCGCGAGCAGCGGCCGCCGCGGCGGGGCUUCCCCGGCGCCGCAGGGCCAGCAGCCGAUGGCGGCGGUGCUGGCAGUGCUGGGCGGCGCGGCGGGUCUCGUGCUGGUCGGCGUCUUCGCGACGGCCGCCUUCGUCAUCUGCCGGCGCCGGCGGCUGCGGCGGCGCCUGCCCAAGGCGGGGCCGGGCGCGCCCUCGGCCAGCGGCUCCGUGGCCGGCGUCCGCGUGCGUUUCAGCGCCGACACGCACGGCGGCGAGGGCCGCAUGUCGCUCGAACCAGAUCUGAUCGUGCAGUCACCUCAGGAUGACCCAGUACCCCGCUGAUCAUUCUGGCCGCCGCCUUGCCAAGAUCGAAUGCCGUCGCCACUUGCUAUAAGAAACUACCUCUUCGUCUAGUCGCCAAGCAGACUGCGCCCAAGGGAGCGCAGUAUUUCCAGUUGUUUCCGGCGUAUUGAAGAGGGGUGGACGCUGCGAUAGAUCUUGUCUCUGGGAAGAAAUGUCCAUUUGGCAGUGCUGAAGACUGUACACUGAGAUUUCUGUGGAUCAUGAGACAAACUUCGAGAUGAAGAUAUGUGUUCCUACGUUAACGUGCAUUUUUUGUGUGAGUACAACUAAAGGUUACGUGAAAGUCGGUCACGCUAGUAAUGUAAGCCUUCCUGAAAGACGUUGAACGCUGCAAGUGCCCACCGCCAUUUCAAGGAGAGAACUGACACAUUAUCGCCAAAUGUACAAAGUAUGUGUUUGUAGAUGUAUUUGAUGUACAGUAUUAAAACUGAAAUAACGGUUUCAAGUUUACUAGAAAACCAUUUAGUACAACCCAAAAUAUUUUAUAAUUUUUUAAAUAUAAAUUUAAAAAUGAAGAGACGUGUUAAUUGCAUAAUUCUAAGAAGAAAUAUGCUCGCAGGCCGACGGAGAUAAGAUGGUACUAAAUUCAGCCUUGAGGCUGUGCAGAUGGUUUCUCUGUUUUUUAAUUGCGAUAGACGAGGUCUCAAUUUGUUGGUAAUCUUAGAAAACCAGAUUUAUUAAAAACAAGUACUAUUCUUCAUAUGUGAAAAAUUACUGGAGUUAUUUAAAAUAUAUCGAAAUUUUAUAACAGUUCACUGACAUACAUUUAAUAAUGAAAUGUAGUUGGGUAAAACAUACUUGCUGUUUAUGUGUGAUUUGUAUUAUUUACGGCACAAGUUAUUGUAUGUAAUAUGAUUAUCCACAAAGAAAUGCGUCACAUGUGAGCAAUGUAUAAUGUAAUAAUGUACUUUUUUAAUAAAAAAUAAAUGAAUCGUUGCAGA
Molecule: messenger RNA, 3793 nt
Organism: Schistocerca gregaria
Lineage: Eukaryota; Metazoa; Arthropoda; Insecta; Orthoptera; Acrididae
Gene: side
Product: hemicentin-2
Exons: 14
Coding region: 276-2831 (851 amino acids)
Molecular function (GO): protein binding
Source: RefSeq, a predicted model, not a curated record